AGACGGAGCGCGGACAGCUUUGGAAGAUGAACAACAGUUCUGAGCAGAACCAAAAUGGAGGUGGUGUUGAGAGAAAUUCUAAUCGCAGAAGAAGAGGAUGCAGUCGAAGUGCCCUUUGAGCUCCACCAGCUUCAUUUACAGCAUGAUCAGAAAAUAUAUAGUAGAAACUGUCCCUGCUCGCAGGACAGGACCUCUUGAGAAGCUGCGCGGCUGUGCAGACUUUUAAGCCCGUGGAUGCAUGACCUGGUGACGUCUUUUCCGGCUGAGUUCACGCAGACGAUGAGUUUGGACAGGUUUUCCGCAAAAUCUUCGUAUCGUGAACUUUCGAAGCUCCCCACCUGCCUGUGUAAGCUUGUAUCUCUUGAUUCCUUCAACCAAACCCUAAGUUUCCUGCGACAGUGGACACUUGCCUGGAUUUGUGACUAAAAACAUGGCGGAGUGUACUGGAGAGCGAUGGAGGAGCAAACUGCCGGCCCAUGCUCUGUUUACAAAGCUUCGUGAAAACCUGGAGUUUGAGCCUCGCGGGAACGGCAGGAAACCGGCGAAGAAUCUCACGUUCUGCUUAGACGGGGACCUGUUUGUGUGGGACGGAGCGGAGAGUGCGUUUUACACCACAAAUCUGCGCCAGCUUAACAGUACAGACUUGGUUCCCGAGCAGUAUCAGACCCUGCUGUGCAUCAACCCGCCCCUGUUCGAAGUGCACCAGGUUCUGCUUAGCCCCACGCAGUACCACGUGGCUCUGCUUGGGCAGAAAGGAGUGAGUGUGCUGGAACUACCCCAGCGCUGGGGCAAGAGGUCUGAGUUUGAAGGAGGGCGCUGCACAGUCAACUGCAAGACUAUCCCAGUAGCUGAGCGUUUCUUCACCAGCUCUGGGUCUCUGACGUUGAGACAAGCUGCCUGGUACCCCAGUGAGACUGAAGAGCUGCACUUAGUGCUGCUUACCUCUGACAACUCCCUCUGGUGCUACAGUCUGAAGGAGCCACAGACCCCAGCAAGGAGCCUCUCUCUCUCUCAGCCUGAAGAGGAGAGUGCUGUCCGGACAAGAGGGCGGUCCUAUGCAGCUUCACUGGGGGAGAUCGCUGUAGCAUUUGACUUUGGCCCCAGGCUCCCGGCCCCCAAGCAGCUCCUGGGUCAGCGAGCGAGGGAGGACGUGCUGGCGUACCCCCUCUACAUCCUCUACGAGAAUGGAGAGACCUUCCUCAGCUAUGUCAGCCUGGCACAAAGUGGAGGGAGUCUGGGGAAGCCUGUGGGCCCCCUGCCCAUGCACCCUGCGGCGGAGGAUAACUACGGCUACGACGCCUGCGCAGUGCUGUGCCUGCCCUGCGUGCCCAACAUCCUGGUGAUCGCCACUGAGAGCGGCACUCUGUAUCACUGUGUGGUGCUGGAGGGGGAGGAGGAGGAAGACCCUGCACUCAGUGAUCGCUGGCCCCAGGGUGCGGUGCCGGUGCCCUCUCUCUAUGUCUACGAAUGUGUCGAGCUCGAGCUCACUCUCAAACUGGCAGCCAGCGAGGAUGGAGAGGAGCCUCUAGAGUCAGACUUCACCUGCCCAAUCAGACUGCACCGAGACCCGCUGUGCCAGACUAGGUACCACUGCACCCACGAGGCCGGCGUUCACAGUGUGGGCCUGACCUGGUUCAGUAAACUGCACAAAUUCCUUCAGUCAGAUGAAGACGACAAGGACGGUUUGCAGGAGCUGGCAGCCGAGCAGCGCUGCAUCGUGGAGCACAUCCUCUGCACCCGGCCGCUGACCUGCAGCGCGGCUGCCCCUGUUCAAGGCUUUUGGAUCUUCUCAGACCUGUCUCUCGGAGCCACCAUGAUCUGCAUCACCAGCAGCUCCGACUGCAUCACCCAGCCACUGCUGAGCGCGACCCGCCCCCCCUGCUCUGCUCUCGUCCUGGCUUGGAGUUCGGCAGCUCCCCACUGCGCGGCUUUGCAGAGGACUCCUUUGAGCAGCACAUCCGCAACAUUCUGCAGCGUGGCUCUGCCAAUCCCCUAUUGCUCAGAGUGUUUGCAGCUGCUGAGCCGUGCGACCCAGGUGUUCCGUGACGAGUACAUUCUGAAACAAGACCUGGCCCGGGAGGAGAUCCAGCGCAGGGUGAAGCUGCUGUGUGGACAGAAAGACAAGCAACUGGAAGACAUGGCACACUGCAGAGAGGAGAGGAAGAGCCUGAGAGAGAUGGCAGAACGGCUGGCUGAUAAGUAUGAGGACUCCAAGUAUCGACAGGAAGUCAUCAUGAACAGGAUGAAGCAGAUCUUGGGUAGUUUCCGCUCGCAGCUGCCUGUGCUGUCAGACAGUGAGAAGGACAUGAGGAAAGAACUGCUGACCAUCAACGACCAGCUCCGUCACCUAGGCAACAGCAUCAAGCAGGUCAAUAUGAAGAAAGAAUACCAGCAGAAACAGAUGGAGAAGGGGGUGUCUCUCCCUAAAGCUAAUCUGUCUCUCACUGCACACCAGAGGACGUGUGUCUUCGGCAUUCUCAAGGAGGAGGGAGAGCACAUCGCUGAGAUGAUGAAGCAGAUCAAGGACAUCAAGAACCACUUCAGCUUCUGAGAAGAGCCCUGGGUUCAGACUGCGCUCCGAACCAGCACUCGGAACCCUUUCUGAACCCUGCAGGAUUAUUUGUAACAUUUGAAAUGCAACUUGUCGUGCAAUUUUUUUGAUGGUUAGCAAUUGGCUUUUUAACUUUUCAAUAUUUGUAGUACUUGAGUUUCUUUGGUCUCUAAAUUAAGUUGCAGUUUAUAUGUAACUGAGAACAAAAGGCUCUUAUAUCUCAAAACUAAAGAAACUUAAUUGAUAGUUAUAAAAUUAAACAGACAAUUCAACAAGGUAACUUUAUAACUACCAAGGAUAAAAUUAUGCUUCUAAGCUUACAAGGUAAAAAAAAAAUGUAAGUCUACCUUUUUGUUUGAAGUUAUUUGUGUACGUCUGAAUCGCCUGUACUUGUACAUACUUUGUGUAUUCAUCUAGUGGGAGAAUAAACACCUUUUGUAAGGAA
This is a messenger RNA of Acipenser ruthenus (sterlet), 2996 nucleotides long. RefSeq names its product nucleoporin 88-like. Gene Ontology annotation, molecular function: structural constituent of nuclear pore. Lineage: Eukaryota; Metazoa; Chordata; Actinopteri; Acipenseriformes; Acipenseridae. Gene Ontology annotation, cellular component: nuclear pore. The record is from RefSeq and is a predicted model, not a curated record. The transcript has 18 exons. Gene Ontology annotation, biological process: mRNA export from nucleus; protein import into nucleus; ribosomal large subunit export from nucleus. Bases 431 to 2551 code for a protein of 706 amino acids.